CCACUUAACAAAGGAAAAUAUAAAAAUCAAACAAAUAAAUUUUAUUUUCAUAAUAUAUUCAAAUAAUAAAUAAAGGUUUUGUGUGAAAAAUUCAUUGUCAAAAGAUCAACGACAAUUAUAGUUAUCGAAAACAAACAAUAACGCAAACUUUGGUUAGGUUCCUACACAAUCAGUCAGUGCGCGCUAUUAUGUGCACAAUCUCAUAUCAUAAUACAUUUACACGAUAAUGGUAGAGUAAGUAAAAUAUAUGAAAAAACAAGACAUGAAUGAACCGAACCCCGAAUCUAAAGUAUUUCGGCCAUCAGCACGAAUCGCAGCGCAGCGCAGAAAUGAGAAAAGCCUAGCUCUCGGGAGGGGUAACUCGCAGUUCGCAGAGCAACGCAGUCAAUGUCAACAAGAAAAUUGAAAACCCGCAAAGUCGGUGUAAGCGUAGUGUAAGUUUUGGCGUUUUCAAAUUUCAAUGUUGCAUUUUUGGAACUUCGCCGCUCUUCCCCGUUGUCCCUUUCCUGAUUACGAUCACCGGCUAAUCCAUCGCACGUCUCAUUGUGCUUAAUACAUGCACGAACUCGCGAUUAGGCAGUAUACAAACAGAUAACCCCACCAGAAAGAUAGAUUUUGUGAUACACUUUUAUCUCUCCUGUACCUUUCUGUCGCGGUGAUGAUAGCUUCAAUCAGGCCGAGCAGUAGCUGAUAAGAAUCGUGAAUUUCUCUACGAGAGUCUACAUACAAAUCCAGUAGUUGUUAUAGUUAGACAGUAGAAGCUGUAGGAGGUGAGCAGCGAAGAUAGAAGAAAGCUCUAGGAAUGUGGAACUGCGUAGACUUAAUCCUGACGAGUACCCUCCUGUGGCUCUACUUGCAGGCUGCCUGGAUAUUGCUAGUUAACUUUUUAUAUCUGACAGUUCCAUGGUUAAUAUGGGGUGCUAUUAUUAUUCAUCUUUUGAUAAAGUUUGCCGCAAGAAUUCCACCACCCAAUGACAAUAUAGUAAAAAAAGUGCUUGGAGCUGAUCCAUUAAGCUUUGUUCAAAAAGAGGAUGACAUCUUUAAGAUUGGUGAAAAGCAACAGCAGACUAAUGAUGAUCAACAGUACUGUAUGAGGGUUAUAGCUCACAGAGGUGCUGGUUUGGAUUUUCCAGAAAAUAGUAUGUCUGCUUUUCGUAAUAGUCAUGAAAAAGGCUGUGAUGGAAUAGAAUUUGAUUUAGCUCUUACAAAAGACAACAUUCCCAUCAUAUUCCAUGAUGUUACCAUUGAUCGACUGACUGGAUUUAAUGGUACUAUAAAAGACAUGACAUGGGAUGAACUAAAAGACUAUGAUAUUUCAACUAAUCAUCCUCUUAAGCCUAAAUUCGAGCCUAAUGGUGAGAGAAUAGCACUGUUCGAAAAUGUUCUACAGGAAACUCUACAGAAUGGUCAACGAAUGUUUAUUGACAUAAAAGCAAAAGGCAACGAAGUAGUUAAAGUUGUUUUGGAUGCUUUUAAGAAACAUCCAGAGCUAUAUGAGAAAGCAGUUAUAUCCAGUUUUAAUCCAGUUACUAUCUAUAUGAUUAGAAGAAAAGAUCCUAAAAUUGUGGCAGGAGUUGCAUGGAGGCCUCAAUUUUUUUCUACAACUACUUACAAUGGAAUAGAUGGACCAAGAGAACCCCGUUUCAAUAAUUUGUUCAAACAAAUCUUAGCAGGGUUAGCUGAUGUUGUUCAUGAUUGGGCCCUAGAACGAAUCACUUAUUAUGUUCUUGGACUGUCCUUCAUAUUACUUCACAAAGAUGUUAUUAGUCCACAUAUUUGCUGGAAUACUUCUAUGGAAGUACCAACAGGUUCGUCACAAAGUGAGGUCACUCGAUUGUGGAAUAAAAGAGGAAUCCGAGUUUUUGCUUGGACAGUCAAUUUACCAUCUGAGAAAAUACACUUUGCAAGAAAUCUCAAAGUUUCAUAUUUAACUGACACUUUACUUUCAUAAAAAAAUUUGAGCAAUUACAUGAUAUUAAUGCGUACAAAGGAGCUGAUGAACAAUUUUUGUAUGUAUAGUAAAUAUAUUUAAAGAAGCUAUUUAUAUAAUUUAAUAUCUUUUGCAAAACAAUUUACAAAAAUAAGAAAGCAAUUUCAGCACAAUGUAAAUGUGAACCAUCUAUCUACUUUAUACAAGAAAAAUAAUGUUUAUUUCUUUUGCACAAAUGUAAACUGCGAAAUCACAAUUUUUAACUAAUAAAGUGAUAUAUGUACAUAUAUAUACAAAUUUCUACAAUGUAGGAUCUUAAAAAUAUUCUCUUUAUAAUGAAAAUAAAGAUUCAUCUAAUAAUAA
Nasonia vitripennis (jewel wasp) is the source of this 2293-nucleotide messenger RNA. Its product is annotated as glycerophosphodiester phosphodiesterase 1. The record is from RefSeq and is a predicted model, not a curated record. The transcript has 6 exons. Gene Ontology annotation, biological process: lipid metabolic process. The coding region runs from base 803 to 1951 and encodes 382 amino acids. Gene Ontology annotation, molecular function: phosphoric diester hydrolase activity. Lineage: Eukaryota; Metazoa; Arthropoda; Insecta; Hymenoptera; Pteromalidae.